Messenger RNA from Solanum stenotomum, 2090 nucleotides. RefSeq names its product scarecrow-like protein 8. Gene Ontology annotation, molecular function: DNA-binding transcription factor activity; sequence-specific DNA binding. Gene Ontology annotation, cellular component: nucleus. Gene Ontology annotation, biological process: regulation of DNA-templated transcription. NCBI's taxonomy places the organism in Eukaryota, Viridiplantae, Streptophyta, Magnoliopsida, Solanales, Solanaceae. The transcript has a single exon. The coding region runs from base 130 to 1950 and encodes 606 amino acids. The record is from RefSeq and is a predicted model, not a curated record.
UAGUGAAUCAAAACCCACUUUUUGUUUAAUGCAUAAUUUUUAUUUUUUUUUAUAAAAAUCCAAACUUUUUGCAGUGGUUGAGGUAUCAGUUGCAAAUUGAAAGCUUCUUUUUCCUCAAAAAGCAAAAAAAUGUCGUCGGAUUUCUCCGGCGGAGUUCCUGACUUUUACGGCGGCGCCGGAAGAUCCAACUCGAUUCCGAUGAACAACGCUCGGCCACAAAUUCAAUUCCCCCACCGUCCUGAUGGAGCUUCUCAGAAUUUCCACCGGAGACCUACGUUCAUCGGCAAACGAUCACUCGCAGCCUUUCAACAGCAGCAGCAGUUUCAGUUUCUACAACAGCAGCAACAAUUUCAAUUUCUGCAACAGCAACAACAGCAAGGUUUGGGAUUUUAUCUUCGUAACGUAAAGCCUAGAAGUUACCAGCAGGCAUCUCCAAUUUCUCCUCUAGAUUACUCUGUUUCAUCCUCGUCGAUUUCAUCUGAAUUUUCUCCCAUGACUGCACGCCAUCCCCUCCCGAUUUCUACGGCGAACACCAAUGGGGUUUUAUCUUCUGGUAACCCGGAUUGUUCUGCAGUUGCUUCUUACCUAAAUCAAGUACAGAACAGUUUAUACCAGGAAUCAGAGGAAAAAAUGAUGAAUCGACUGCAUGAGUUAGAGAAACUGCUCCUAGAAGACAACAAUGAGGACGAAGAAGAUACAGUCUCUGUUGUGACUAACAACGAUGAGUGGUCGGAAACAAUAAAGAAUCUGAUUACUCCGAUUAGUAACCACCUAUCCCCGGCAUCAUCUACGUCUUCAUGUUCUUCUUCUGUGGAAUCUCCGCCAGUAUCUUCUCCCAAGCAGUCAAUUGUCGAAGCUGCUACCGCAAUAACAGACGGAAAAACCAAUGUUGCAGUACAGAUCCUCACGCGCCUCGCACAGGUCGCUGAUGUUAGAGGUUCUUCCGAACAGCGGCUGACGGCGUACAUGGUGUCGGCACUCCGAUCGCGCGUGAACUCAACGGAGUAUCCACCUCCGGUGAUGGAGCUGCAUAGCAAAGAGCACGCAGUUUCAACCCAAAAUCUCUACGAGAUAUCCCCGUGUUUCAAGCUUGGAUUCAUGGCAGCUAAUUUAGCCAUUGUUGAAGCUGUAGCUGAUCAUCCCUCAAACAAAAUUCACGUCAUUGAUUUCGACAUAGGACAAGGUGGACAAUACUUACAUUUACUACACGCGCUAGCUACCAAGAAUACAGAUUAUCCCAUCAGCUUAAAAAUCACGGCGAUCACAACAGAGUUCACGGGCAGAGCUGAUAACAGAGUAAAUUCCAUUGAAGAUGAUCUGAAAACUCUAGCAAACAAAGUCGGGAUUUCCUUGAUUUUCAAUAUAAUUUCAUGUUCAAUCACCGAUUUGAGUAGGGAAAAAUUAGGGAUUGAACACGACGAAGCUUUAGCAGUGACUUUCGCAUACAGAUUAUACAGAUUACCCGACGAGAGCGUAACAACAGAGAAUCUAAGAGACGAGCUUCUCCGGCGAGUAAAGGGGUUAUCACCAAAGGUGGUGACAUUAGUAGAGCAAGAGUUGAACGGGAACACGGCGGCGUUUGUGGCGCGUGUAAACGAGGCGUGUGGCUAUUACGGAGCAUUGUUGGAUUCACUGGACGCAACUGUAUCAAGAGAUGAAACGGGUCGGGUCAAGAUCGAAGAAGGGCUGAGUCGUAAAUUAGCAAAUUCGGUAGCGUGUGAAGGGAGGGAUCGCGUAGAGAGAUGCGAGGUGUUUGGUAAAUGGAGGGCCCGAAUGAGUAUGGCUGGGUUCGGGCCGAGGCCCAUGAGUCAACAAAUUGCUGAUUCACUGCUUAAGAGGCUUAAUUCGGGCCCACGUGGCAACCCGGGAUUUAAUGUAAAUGAACAAAGUGGGGGUAUUAGGUUUGGAUGGAUGGGAAAAACCCUCACCGUUGCUUCUGCUUGGUGUUAAUGUUAACUUGUUGUCACAAGAAUAAAAGUAUUUUAUUUCUUUUUAAAAUUAGUAUAAAGAUAUUGCGAUUAGUAUAUAGAUUUUCAUUGUAAUAUGGUGUACUAGAGGCUUUGUUAAUAGUAAAGUACUACUGUUAGUUA